UCAAGCGCUGCACUCAGCCGUCCGGCAGUGUUCUUGAAGAGUGCCCACGGAAAUCUCAUUUAUUCAUCUCGCGAGUCAACUGUGCGUCUAAAAUCGCGACCAGAAACACAUCUCACCAACGAUCGAGUGAGUCAUAAUCAUAACCAACAAAAUGCAAAUCUCCGAGUUGGUGCGCGAGUGAGUGUGGCUUGUGCGUGUGCUGCAAUCCGCCCGCGUUUCGCGUCCCACAAUCCAAACGGAUAUCCAACCACCACCGAACGCCUGAAUAUAACCGAUGUGGAGUAUGCGCUCGGGCCGCGAUAACAAAUUGAUGAUCUGAUGCAUUGAGCCCGCCACACGUCGCUCGAAGAAGAUCGAAUGAAAAUGCAGCAGCCGCAUCAGCAGCACGACGACCGGAAGAAGUUCUACUGUCGCGAGUGGGCCUUCCAGAAGCUGCUGCACUGCCUGGAUCAACGUCCCGUGUCAAAGACAUGUGGGGCAUUAUUAUUAGGUGGGCCUGGUUGUGGUAAAACCACAUUCUGCUCGGAGCUAUGCUGGCCCUCCCAGGGUCCUUCAGGACGCCAACAACGCGCAUUAAACCGAAGACUACUCGCACAUCACUUCCUCCAGGGCCACAACGAGAAAUCCCUCUCUCUGAGCGAAUUCGUCCGCUCUCUAGUAACACAAAUCCUCAACCACUCAACAGAGAGUCACAAAGAGCGCUCCAUACGACGCAAACUACAAAGCGGCAUCACCUCCGAAUCAGAACCAACAACAACAAACACAUACGAUUCCUGCGAUGAAAAUGGCAGUUUACAACGCAAAACACCUUCUACAUCUGCAUCUGCAACAGUUGACACACCACCAAUACCCAAUCUACCUGUAAAUCCACGCACACUCAUCGCCGACGCAUAUUUAGAGAAGUUAAAGUCAGAUACAGAGAUACAAAUCGCUCUGCGUGCGAAAAACAUUGAAAGCAACCCGGACGACUGCCUCAAACGAGCACUACUCUUCCCUCUGCUUGAAAUCGACCCGCCAAAGACAAGUUUAUUCAUUUUAAUCGAUUCCAUCGAUGAACAUUCAUUCAUUUAUUUAAAUUCAACACUUACAAGGUCAAAACCACGCGAUAGAUCAUCACAAAGCAAAACAAUUGCUGAAUUAUUAGCGAAUCAUCAUCACUUAUUCCCCCAGUGGUUGUUAUUGGUAUGCACAGCAAGGAAACAAUCGAAAAGCAUCGCGAAAAUGUUCACAGGAUUCAGAAAACUAUCAUUAGACGACCUGAGAAAAUCACAAGUCGUCAGAGAUGUCCAACAGUAUAUCCUAGCUAGGUUAGAUCAGGAAAACAGUCUGCGACAACACAUAAGUAGAGAUACAGCUGAAAUGCUGAAUCAACUACAUAUUAAAUCGAAUGGAUGUUUUUUGUAUCUAGAAAAAGUCUUAGAUGGUGUCUCGGAUAAUUUUAUUGUCCUCAGAGAAGUCCGGGAGAUACCAGGAACACUGAAUGGUUUAUAUCUUUGGUUAUGUCAAAGAUUAUUCAAUCGAAGACAAUUUGCAAAGGUACAACCACUAUUAAACAUCAUUCUAGCAGCUAAAUGUUCAUUAAAUGAACAAUUAUUAUUUGAUAUAUUGCGUAUUAAUAAUGUGACAAGUGAAGAUUUCAAAAAACGUUUUCAGUUGUUAAAGAGAGUUAUUGUCGUGUCAAGGUCAGGUAAUAUUAGGUUAUUUCAUCAUUCAUUCGCUGAGUGGUUGCUGGAUAUAAAACACUGCACACAGAAGUAUUUAUGUAAUAUCUACGAAGGGCAUAUUGUCCUGGCUAUGUAUUACACUCUGCAUGCGAAGUAUUUGAGUAAUCAAGAGAUAUAUGAUUAUGCUUUUCAUUUGACUCGCAUGGAGCAGUACAUGAGUGAAAAAGAGCAGAAGGGUAAGCAUUCGAAGAAGAACAACUGCUUGAAUACCAGUUUAAAUACAAGCGUACAGCUUGAUAAUACACUGGAGAAGUCAUCGACAGAGAUUUAUUGUGAUCUCAAAGCUUUGGAAGAGGUUAAAAAGUUAGAUGAUGUCGAAGUUAAUAACUUCGAUGAAGUAGAUGUGCAGCAAAAGGAUGAUUUUCCUAUUUAUGCACAGGUUAUCAAAAAAGACAAGAUGGCUGAUGUUGUUGAAGACAAACAAGAAAAAACCCUGGAUGUGCAUACUUUAACUGUCUUAUGGUUGAUUCUAAGCGGAUGUAAUGUUGAAGAUUGUUUAUUGGAAGGUAAUGAAAUCACGGGAGUGAAUUUCGGUGCGUUACCAACAGAUCCAAAAGUAUUGAAAUUAUUGUUAGAAGCAGGCGCUGUUGAGCAGAAUGAUAUCGAUGCGGAUGGUGAAUAUGAAUCGCAAGCAUCCAUAGCUUCCAUUGUCUCAACAUCAUCAGAACAAAGCCCUGAACCUUUGUUUGAUGUACAAGAUGUGCAUGGUUUGCAUGUAGCAGCGAGAUUAGGACAAGCGCAAGUUGUAAGAGUGUUAUUGGAAGCUGGCGCGAGUCCUGAUCAAGUUGACAUGGAUGGUUGGACACCCCUGAAGGCGGCCGCAUGGGGUGGUUAUACAGAAGUAGUGGAAUUACUAGUAAAACGUGGUUGUAACUUGGAUGUAAUGGAUGGUGAGCAUAGAACAGCGCUGAGAGCAGCCGCAUGGUCAGGACAUGAAGAAAUAGUUAAGAUUUUGAUCACGCAUGGCGCUGAUGUCAAUCUGAGCGAUCAUGAAGGCCGAACAGCGUUGAUUGCGGCUGCGUACAUGGGCCACGCUGAGAUUGUGGAUCAUUUAUUGGAACAUGGCGCGAAUAUUGAUCAUGCUGACGCUGAUGGACGUACAGCGUUAUCUGUAGCUGCAUUGUGUGCACCACGGACUCCAGGGGUGGGUGUAGUGCAGACUUUACUCGAGCGCGGCGCUACUGUUGAUCAUAAGGAUAAGGAAGGUAUGACGCCAUUGUUGGUAGCGUCAUUUGAAGGUCACAAAGACGUGUGUGAACUGUUGCUUGAGAAUGAAUCCGAUGUGGAUCAUUGUGACAAUAGUGGUCGGAGUCCACUCUGGGCGGCUGCUAGUAUGGGUCAUGCGCCUGUAGUUGCUUUACUUCUAUUCUGGGGUUGUUGUAUUGAUUCGAUGGAUUCGGAAGGUCGGACUGUGUUGUCAGUAGCCGCGGCACAAGGUUGUGUUGAUGUAGUUCGACAGUUACUCGACAGGGGGCUGGAUGAGCAACAUCGUGAUAAUUCCGGAUGGACGCCAUUGCAUUACGCCGCGUUUGAGGGACAUCAAGAUGUUUGUGAAGCAUUAUUAGACGCUGGAGCAAGAGUAGAUGAAACUGAUAACGAAGGUAAAGCACCAUUGGCUCUAGCGUGUCAAGGCGGACACACUGCGUUGGUGAAUCUUUUCAUUGAUAAAUACUCUGCGCCGUAUGAUCAAAAACCGCACGAUGGGAAAACCGCGUUGAGGUUGGCAGCACUCGAAGGUCAUUAUGAUAUUGUACAAGUAUUACUCUCGCAAGGGGCGGAUAUUGAUAUGAAAGAUUCCGAUGGUAGGAGUACACUGUAUGUGCUUGCUUUGGAUAAUCGACUACCGAUGACCAAAUAUUUCAUUCAGCAAGGCGCGGAUGUUGAAACAAGAGAUUUAGAAGGACGGACGCCAUUACAUGUGAGUGCAUGGCAGGGACAUACGGAAAUGGUGCAGAUGUUGUUGACAGUUGGACGCGCACGCGUAGACGCCGUGGAUUUAGAGAAUAGAACAGCGCUGCAUUCGGCGAGUUGGCAAGGGCAUAGUGAUAUUGUUAAACUAUUGCUGGAGCAUGGCGCGAUGCCGGAUCACACUUGUAAUCAAGGUGCGACUGCGCUGGGGAUAGCUGCGCAGGAAGGUCAUGAGUUGUGUGUGGUUGCGUUGUUGGAACAUGGCGCAGAUCCGAAUCAUUCGGACGCUUGUGGGAGGAAUGCAUUGCGGGUUGCGGCGAAAUCUGGCCAUCGAGGUGUUGUUAGACUUCUGGAGGAGUAUAAUGCUAGGUCACACAAGGCGGCACACACUAGCAGUAGUGCUAAUUCUAUUACAUCAGGUUCUACUGCAGAAACAAAACCAUCCUGUGCGAUAUUCUUCCCCGGAGCUUCCGAAUGGUAUGACCAACAGCGUAGAUCCAUGGUCUCGCUGGGGAAUCACAGUUCCAACUCGAAAUCGAGUUCGAAUCUGACUGGUUCCAGCCAUUCGAGUCGACAUGGUGACCGGCCACGUGAUUCAAAUCCAGCUCCCAUGUCUUUCACGCAGCAGUUACAGCAGUGUAGUCGUGGUGGAAAAACACGACCGUUGAGUAAAUUGUUAUCACCGCUGCAGAGUGAACCGCAGAGUCCGAUUUAUGCGUCGCCGCCAUUGAGUCCAGUGCAUGAUACGCCUGCGCCGAAUAUUUUUGGUGCUAUGAAUAUUUAUCAACCUGUUCUGAGACAAAAUAACUUCGCGAAAGCCCCAGACACACAUUUCGCUCGUGAUACUCACAUGCGUAUCAUUUUGGGUAAUAAUAGCGCAACAUCCAAUGGCGCAGCGUCGAAAUCUGAGAAAAAUAAGAAUUCUGAUAGUAAUUCAAGUUCUAAACCUAAAAGAAAUGGUAUUGUAACGAACCCCGCGUUACGCUUAGUCGCAAACGUGAAAAACGGUCUGGAUACAGCCGCAGCCAACCUGCGCAAGUCCGCCAGCGGCGCGAAUCCCAGCACGAAAACAAACAGCUUCCACUGGCGGAAGGAAACGCCGCUAUAACAGCAGCGGACGACGGGACAUCGCCGCACCCGGAGCUACGUCGACACCACGACGGGCUUCAGCUACCUUUCGAUGUCCUGAACGCCCUGCCCUUGACACCUCCACCCUAACUAAAACACUACUUAUCUAAUGAUCUACACAGCGCGCGCGCCCGCAAUUUAACCAGAAACCAAAGCGUAUUCUUAAUUUUUAACUUUUCUGGAGCAAGCAGUUGUAGUUGAAGGGUUGUACUAAUGAAACUAUUAAAGGAUUGUACAUUGUUAGCAUUUAGGAGCACGCCGCAUACGCUGCACCGCUCUAAACAAGACAAAAAAUAAUGAAUAUUUUUGUGCGAAUUGAACGCAAAUGCGAUGAAACGAAGCCGCACUAGUCAAUAGCUGUUAAUUGAGUAAUUUAAACACACAAUUCACAAAGUACAGUACGUAAACGAACGUAAUAACAAAUGUAUACAUAUAUACAAGCAUUAAACAAAGUCAUAUUUUACUGAAGGAUGGAUACACAAACAAUAUCUAGAUUAAUUUAAUGUGUAAUAAGUAAUCUGCAAUAAGUAAGCAAGAACAAUAUGCACCUAGUCGACAAGUCUGUUUACAGACUGUUUAAUUCGUAGAAUUAAUUAUUUUCUAUUGUUUUUUUUUAUGUAUUUGAAGGGGCCUAACACACAUACAGAGAAAGAGCGAGGGAAAGAAUUGCAAAUGAAAUGAAAUCUUGUUUAAAAUUUAAAUUAUUGGUUUUGAUUAGUCUCGUAGUCUUGUGAAGAAUUAGGAUUGUGUAUUUUGUGAUAAUUGAUAAUUAUGUCUCUUGGUUGAAAACAAUUACAGCAGUACUAGUAUUCGAACAAUGUGUAAACUAUACAUACAAUAGCAAUUUAUUAUGUAAUCACUAUGUAACAUUUGAAAAAUGAUAACAUGAUAACCGAGAUGAAAUUGGAAUUUGUGGGGAGAGAGAAAGAGGAAGAAAUAUUUAAUUUUUAUACUGCUGCUGUAUUAAUAAUCGACGAUAACGUAAGAAACGGAGUGCAAAUUGAAUUCGAAGAGUUGAAAGAAGUAUCUGAGUGUAGACAAAAUAAUAUUUUAUGUGGACGUGAUGCAUUUAAAAUUUAGAGUUUUAGCGCAUGGAACCGAAUUCAGUUGUAACACACAAUAAAACCAGACAAAUAUUGCGUAGAACUGUCGAAUCUCUUGCAAAUAAUAUUGGAUUAUGUGCAGUAUUAAAUAAACACGUGUAAAAACAUUAAAAGAAGAGAAAUAAUGAAUGUAACCUCAAUUUUUAGCUUGUAAAA
This is a messenger RNA of Dalotia coriaria, 6019 nucleotides long. RefSeq names its product ankyrin repeat domain-containing protein 50. The record is from RefSeq and is a predicted model, not a curated record. Gene Ontology annotation, molecular function: protein binding. NCBI's taxonomy places the organism in Eukaryota, Metazoa, Arthropoda, Insecta, Coleoptera, Staphylinidae.